UACAGAUUACAGAAGAUAUGGAUCGGUCUGCAAGAGAAAAAAGAGAGUGAAGAUGGGGGCUCUCCUCUUCCGGCAGCAGCAGGAGGCGGCAUGGUUCGUCUCGCUCGCCAUCCUUGGCGCUCUGCACGUCGCUGCCGUCGCCUUCCGCAUCCUCUCCCACUUGCUCUUGCUGCUGCGCCGCCCCACUGACCUCUGCCACCGCUACGGCGCCUGGGCCGUGGUAACCGGCCCCACGUCCGGCAUGGGCCGCUCCGUCGCCCUCGAGCUCGCCCGACGCGGCAUCAACCUCGUCCUCGUCGGCCGCGACCCUGCCAAGCUCAAGGACAUCUCGGACAACAUCUCUUGCACCUACGCCGUGCAAACCAAGAUCGUCGUGGUCGACCUCGCCCUCAUCGCCACGCCUCAAGGUGAUGAGGCGCUGCGGCUGCUCCGGCAUGCGGUGGCGGGGCUCGACGUUGGGGUGCUGGUAAACAACGCCGGCCUAGCGAAGCCCUGCGCGGUGUAUCUGCACGAGGCGGACGUGGAGGCCUGGGUGAGGAUGAUCCGGGUGAACCUGUGGGCGCUGACUGAGGUGACGGCAGCAGUGCUGCCGGGGAUGUUGGAGCGGGGCAGGGGUGCCAUCGUCAACAUCGGCUCCGGGACCACCCUGACCAUCCCGUCGUUCCCGCUCUUUUCCAUCUAUGCCGCGUCCAAACGGUACGUUGCUCAGUUGUCCAGGAGCCUUCACGUUGAGUACAGGGCCAGAGGAAUCGAUGUACAAUGUCAGGUGCCGUUGUUCGUGGAGACCAACAUGACGUUGGGGGCGACAGCAUCCCGCAAGCGACGAAGCUUCUUGUCCCGGCUAAUCAUGCCGACCUCGGAUGAGUAUGCCAGAGCGGCGGUGUGCUGGAUCGGGCAUGGCCCGCUCUGCAUGCCUAACCUGGGUCACCGGCUCGAGUGGUGCAUUUGCCAUGUUGUGCCCGACUGGAUGCUCGAUGAGUUGUGCCUCCGGCUGAACCUAUGGCACAGAGUUCGUUUCCAGCGCCUCAGGACGAUGAGAGCAUCACGGCCAAACGUCAUCAACAACGGAUGUAUGCCUUGCAAACAAGUCUAAGUAGUUUGUCCUGCAUCAUUUGGUGGUCUGUAUGUACACAUAUCUUCCUUGUAUUUGUUGGAAUUGUAUGUCUUAGAGGCAAUCAUUAUUUAUUUAUAUUGUCCACGAUCAUUAUCACUGAUAUAUAUCAA
This is a messenger RNA of Aegilops tauschii subsp. strangulata, 1224 nucleotides long. RefSeq names its product very-long-chain 3-oxoacyl-CoA reductase 1. The record is from RefSeq and is a predicted model, not a curated record. NCBI's taxonomy places the organism in Eukaryota, Viridiplantae, Streptophyta, Magnoliopsida, Poales, Poaceae. Gene Ontology annotation, cellular component: endoplasmic reticulum. Gene Ontology annotation, molecular function: ketoreductase activity.